AUGGCGGAACUCACCAUUACCGGCGCAGCUGGUCGCAAGAUCACACUCCCCACCGGUCUCUUCAUCGACAACACCUUCACCCCCGCAGAAGCCAGCAAAACCGUCAUAAUCGAGAAUCCCACUACCGCCUCCCCCAUCGGUUCCGUGUCCGCCGCCCAGACCUCCGACGUUGACCGCGCUGUGCUGUCUGCACGCAAGGCAUCAGCGACAUGGAAGACUACACCUCCCCAGGAACGACGCCGUCUGUUGAAUAAGCUAGCUGAUCUUAUUGAGCGCGAUGUUGAGGACUUUGCAUCCAUUGAGGCUGUCGAUGCCGGCAUGCUGUACAACAUGUCCAUGGGCAUGAGUGUUCCUCAAGCAGCUGAGACGUGUAGAUACUUUGCGGGCUGGGCGGAUAAACUUGAUGGGCAGAGCAUUGACUAUGAGAGUGGCCUUGCGUAUACCAAGAGAGAGCCAAUUGGUGUUUGUGCAGCUGUUGUACCUUGGAACACUCCUCUCAUGAUCACCUCAUGGAAGCUAGCUCCCGCCCUCGCAGCCGGCAACACCCUCAUCAUCAAAACCCCCGAGCUAGCCCCCCUCUACGGCCAAAAACUCGGCCAGCUCAUCGUCGAGGCCGGCUUCCCCCCCGGCGUGGUCAACAUCCUCUGCGGUCUCGGCACCGUCGCAGGCCAAGCGCUCGCCGACCACCACGAAGUCCGCAAGCUCUCCUUUACCGGCAGUGUCGGCGUCGGGCGCACCAUCCUCGCCAGCGCCGCAAAGUCCAACCUCAAGCGCGUGACCCUCGAGCUCGGCGGUAAAGGCCCUAGUAUUAUCUUCUCUGAUGCGGACUGGGAGAAUGCGCUUAUGUGGUCUACUAUGGGGAUUACAACGCACAAUGGACAGAUUUGUGCGGCGGGGAGUAGGAUUUAUGUGCAGGAGGAUAUUUAUGAUAAGUUCGUAGCGGAGUUUUCGAAGAGGACGAAAGAUGCUGUUAUGGGUGAUCCUUUGUUGCAGGAGACGAUGAAAGGACCUGUUAUUAUCUCAACGCAAAAGGAAAGGAUCAUGGGCUUCAUUGCGAAGGCCAACUCAGAGGGAACACAAGUCCUCCAUGGGGGUUCUCAAUCGCACGACUCAAAGGGACAUUUCGUCCCCAACACAGCAUACGUCAACGUCUCACCGUCAGCGAGCAUCAUCCGCGAAGAAGUCUUCGGUCCCGUCGCCAGCAUCGCCAAGUUCAAGACAGAGCAAGAAGUCAUCGAUCUCGCGAAUGACAACGUCUACGGUCUCGCUGCUUCAGUGUUCACAAAUGACAUCAGCAAGGCGAUCCGCGUGUCGGAUAAGAUUGAGUGCGGAUUGGUCUGUGUUAAUUCGUGGGGAAGCGUUAAUGCGAAUACGCCGUUUGGAGGGAUUAAGCAGAGUGGUUUUGGAAGGGAGAAUGGCGAGGAUGCGCUGCAUGAUUGGACACAGGUCAAGUGUGUCAAGGUCAAUGUUUUUAAGCUAUAG
Messenger RNA from Fusarium mangiferae, 1482 nucleotides. Its product is annotated as putative aldehyde dehydrogenase. The record is from RefSeq and is a predicted model, not a curated record. The transcript is spliced from 3 exons. Gene Ontology annotation, molecular function: aldehyde dehydrogenase (NAD+) activity. Lineage: Eukaryota; Fungi; Ascomycota; Sordariomycetes; Hypocreales; Nectriaceae. The coding region runs from base 1 to 1482 and encodes 493 amino acids.